This is a messenger RNA of Drosophila busckii, 1742 nucleotides long. RefSeq lists its product as uncharacterized. The record is from RefSeq and is a predicted model, not a curated record. The annotation marks the transcript as partial. NCBI's taxonomy places the organism in Eukaryota, Metazoa, Arthropoda, Insecta, Diptera, Drosophilidae. The transcript is spliced from 3 exons.
CCCAAGUCCAAGCGACGUGCAGCCAAUUGCAACAUAUGUGGCAACAAGAUAAAGUCUCUGACGCAUCCAAAGAGUUUGCCCACUGGUCGCUUUGGACACUGCCGCAAGCCAUAUCGUUUGGUUACUUGCAAACAUAAGUGUCCUGAGCUAGAACCAACUGCGCCGUCACCACCGCGCUCUCAGUCGACUACGCCACCACCUCAAGCAACAGCAUCAUUAGCGCAGUCGCCGGAGGACUGCAAUGAUGAGGAUAUACCCAAUCUGGUGGCCUUUGCCCAUGAGGUAUUCAAUCGUCCGCUGCAUCUGCGCCAGCGCCAGACCAGCUUCUAUGACAAUCUCUUUGUCAGCGACUUUAUUCCACUAGACACGCCCAUAACCGAUGGCAGCGGUGGCGCCAUCUCUAAGCGCCGCCGUCUUUUUGGGCGUCCACUACGCACGCACUGCAGCCGCCCGUUGCCGCCACUCUCCCAGGUGCUGGCGCUCAUAAAAGAAAAACAACAGGUGCGCGCCAAGGGAGGUGGCCUAGCGCCCAAGCAACCGGAUGAGAGUGUCAGCAAUGCCUGCAGCCAGUUUGCGCCUUUCGAUCAGUACGACGGGCCCUCGGAGGAUGCGCUGGUGGUAGAGGAGGCACGUCAGACAUUGCGUCAGCCACACGCCUUGCAUAUCAAACACCGCCCAGAUUUGCCGUCUACGCGACUGCCCAGCUUUGAAUCCGAGCCAGGCAGCGACUGCUCUUCGUUGUCCGCUUGUGAUGCGCACGCUGCGGCUGCGCCGGCAGACCGUAAGCAUACAGUGGGCGCGCCGGCGCACUUGCAUGAAAUGAUGAAGGCUGUAACCCAGUCGGGACUUUCAGAUAGCAUUGCCAGCAGCAGCAAUAGUACCACUAGUAGCACCACCAGCAGCAGCCACAAAAGCGCCAGCUCAACACUGCCGCUGCGCAGUCGCGGCGGUGAAGAGAUAGCUUUUACGGAAGAUGAGCACGAGCUAGAGGAAAUCGAAGCAACUACGGUGGAGCCAUCCAGUGUAUAUCCAAAUAUGCCCAUUUCCAUAAUGGAGAAAAUAUUUUGGCUCGUGGAUCAAAAGCAGCAGCAGUUGCCCAUAAUGGAAAACAAAAGCUUGCUGCAGUUCAUACAAGAGCUGAGUGUUCCAGACGAUGAAGCGCAGACGGCGCUCAUACAUGAGGUGGAACAGCAACUGGCCGCUGGCGAAGCACAAACAAAUGACAUGUCAAACGAAUUGCCUUUAAAUUCUACAAAUAAAACUGCCGAUCAUGAAAAGUAUGACAAGGUCUUAAGCCAUGACUCCUCAGCAUUCACAUCCAGCGUCACACAAAUGUGGUCCACCAUCAGCAGUUUGUUCGUGCCCAGCGGCUGUGAGGAGGAAAAGCUGCCGCUAAAGAGCGACAAACCAUUAGGCGACGGCAGCAGUGAGAAGAGAAAAUGCAAAAGCAAUACAAACGAAAUAUGCCGCAUACUCUAGAUCACAAUGACAAUUCUUCCAAUGAAACUGUUGAAGUGCGUUACAAGAAUCCAGCAAUGGCCGUGCUGAGUGCUUGGGCGAGUGUCACCUUCUGGUUAAUCUAUUGGUCGGCAUUUACUAUUAUAUAUUUGGCUGGCACAGCUGUUAUAUUUGGAUUGACAUUUCCGAAGCAGGCCUGGAAAUUGCUGAACUUCAUGCUGAAUCAAUAUCAUAUAGAACGACAAUUUACCGAUGAGCUUUAGGAAAUUUAUAUUUUUUUAUGA